AUGAGCCACGACGCCGAUGACGGGGCCAAGCGGGCGGCCGAGAUCAACGAGGCUAUGCUCGGCAUGCCCGGCUACGCUGACGACUCCCUCUUCUUCACCGUCCGGUACGGCGAAAGGGCCAAGAACACCCUCCGCCAGUGCGACUGGGAGGAGUUCCAACGGACCAUCGACGCCAUCACAGACCUGUGGAUCAAGGCGGGUGGAGGCGGGACCCAGCCCGAGGCCGGCCCGCCUCCGGACCAGCGCAGCGCCAGGGCCGCGGAGCUGCGGGCACACGCCAUCAGUCUCAUUGGCGACUUUCCAGACCUUGUACGGGACUUUGACCGGUUCACGGCGUCGUGCCAGGCUGCCAUGGCGGCUGUGACGCGCUCGGGCUUGAGGAAGUAA
Messenger RNA from Hirsutella rhossiliensis, 387 nucleotides. RefSeq lists its product as uncharacterized. Bases 1 to 387 code for a protein of 128 amino acids. The record is from RefSeq and is a predicted model, not a curated record. The transcript is spliced from 2 exons. NCBI's taxonomy places the organism in Eukaryota, Fungi, Ascomycota, Sordariomycetes, Hypocreales, Ophiocordycipitaceae.